AUGGCCGUGUUCUCUCGCAUGUCUUCUCUCGCCGUGGCCCUCACUCUUGCGGCGUGCGCGUCCGCGGCCCUCCAUCAGGAAGUCACGCAGGCCCUCCUGAACCGGCAAUUUGACUAUAUCGUUGUUGGUGCGGGGGCGGCGGGCGCCGUGUUGGCGAGUCGCCUUUCGGAAGACCCGCGCAAGACCGUACUUCUGAUCGAAGCUGGUUCCAGUGACUACGAAAACAUCAAGAUCGAAGUGCCUCAGUACGGUUUCCAGCUCUCAAACACUGUAUUUGAUUGGAACUUUACAACAGUCCCCCAACCCGGUCUAAACGGUCGCGCUCUUGAUUACCCUCGCGGCCAUGUUCUUGGAGGUUCGACGUCCAUAAAUCUCAUGGACUACUGUCGUGGAUCCAGAGACGACUACGAUCGAUGGGCGAACGUCACCGCAGAUAAUGGAUGGACUUGGGACGCGUUAUACAAGCACAUGCUCAACCUUGACGUAGUCACUCCCCCUGUCGAUGGCCACAACUACAGCUACCAGUUCGACCCAGCCGUGCAUGGGACAAGCGGUCCGCUGAAGAUUAGCCUUCCUCAGUAUCUUCUGCCAAUCGACUCUAUCGGUAUCGACGCAUCCGCGGAGCUGUCUACAGAGUUCCCAUUCAAUCAGGACUUUAACUCUGGCGAUACCAUAGGUAUCUCGUGGGUGCAGUCUACUAUCUACGAGGGCGCGCGUUUCAGCUCGGCUUCGGCCUUCAUCGCACCUGCACUCAAACGCUCGAAUCUCGAGGUUGUCGUGAAUACGUUGGUUACGAAGCUCAUUCCUACAAACACGACGACAAGUACGCCUGACAUCCGCACUGUCGAGCUCCUGAAUUCGAAGACCAACCAGACUUUCGAGGUGACGGCCGAGACGGAGCUCAUCCUGUCCGCGGGUGCCGUCAAGUCUCCGCAUCUCCUCCUUCUUGCGGGAAUUGGCGACGCGUCUUACCUGUCAUCCGUCGGUGUCACUCCUCUCGUCGACCUUCCGGAUGUCGGCCAGAACCUGCAGGAUCACGUCUUUCUGCCUGUGUCCUGGUCUGUGGCAUCGAAUGACACGCUGGACAACGUUCGGUACAACUCCACCUACGCCGCUGAGCUCUUCGAACAAUGGAACACCACCCGUACUGGCCCGCUCGCGGAUGGCCCGGCCAACGUGUUCGGCUGGUUCCGUGUUGCCGACGACGCCAACCUCUUCUCGACCACGGCCGAUCCAAGUGCUGGUCCGACGAGCGCGCACUUUGAGUUUAUCCUAUCGGACGAAUUCGUGAGCAAAGUCCAGUCGUCCCCGACAGAAGGUCACUAUUUCACCAUCAUCGUCAACCUGAUCUCACCCGCAUCUCGCGGAAACAUCACCCUUGCCUCACUCGACCCGCUCGACGCGCCGGUGAUCAACCCGAACUUGCUAAGCGAGUCAGUUGACACCGAGAUCUUGCGCGAGGGUAUCAAGGCAGCGAGGCGCUUUGUCACUGCUCCAUCAUUCGCAAACUACAUUGUUGCCGAGUACGGGGACUUCGCGGCUGCCCAGACUGACGAAGAGCUGGAAGCCUUUGCUCAUGCGAACGGCGAUACGGUUGAUCACGUCGUUGCGACUGUCCCUAUGGGCCGUGCAGGAUGCAUGGAUGCCGGGUGCGGCGCGCUUAACCCCGAUCUGACCGUCAAGGGCACGACGGGCUUGCGUGUCGUGGACGCAUCGGCUUUCCCAUACAUCAUCUCUGGUCAUACACAGGCUGCUGUAUACAUCCUCGCUGAGCGCGCGGCAGACCUCAUCAUCUCCGCAAACCAAUAA
Molecule: messenger RNA, 1809 nt
Organism: Peniophora sp. CBMAI 1063
Lineage: Eukaryota; Fungi; Basidiomycota; Agaricomycetes; Russulales; Peniophoraceae
Source: the annotation of a GenBank genome assembly